Messenger RNA from Polyodon spathula (Mississippi paddlefish), 1797 nucleotides. RefSeq names its product aquaporin-10-like. Gene Ontology annotation, biological process: glycerol transmembrane transport; water transport. Bases 641 to 1567 code for a protein of 308 amino acids. Gene Ontology annotation, cellular component: plasma membrane; basolateral plasma membrane. Gene Ontology annotation, molecular function: urea transmembrane transporter activity; water channel activity; glycerol channel activity. The record is from RefSeq and is a predicted model, not a curated record. Lineage: Eukaryota; Metazoa; Chordata; Actinopteri; Acipenseriformes; Polyodontidae. The transcript has 6 exons.
AGUUUAGUUUCAGUAACACUGAUGAAGGCUCUAGAGCCCCGACACUGGUCUGCUUGACUCAGUUUAGUUUCAAUAAUGCUGAUGAAGGCUCUAGAGCCCCGACACUGGUCUGCUUGACUCGGUCUCUUCUAGUUUCACCUCAAUAAUAACACCUGUGCCAUUCUCCUUACCCCUUGGAGUUGGGACAUUGCAGAAAAGACGACGCCUCAGUUAGUAGCUUCUAGGAAACUAAAACGCUCCCUUUCAAUGACAUAAAGUUGCAGCAGAAUUGUAUAGAAUUGCAUUUUUUUGUAUGUAUAUGUGCAUUACAAAGAGGGUAUUGUCUUAGUAAACUGACUGUGCUUUACCGCCCCCAUGCCUGCAAAAAUGUUAAACUGUAAAAAAGCAAAAAAUAAUCUAAAAAAGAUUUGUGUUGAUACUUGGAAGAAAAUAAAACUACAGUCUGUCGUCGCUUGUUUUUCUUUCUCUGAGUCGUUAUCAAUGAAUCUGCAGGAAUCUGUAUCGUAAUGUUUAUGGGCGAUGGGGGGGGGUUAAAGUCUGUGAGCUCUCAGAACUCUGUCUGUCACACUCACGCACACACACGCACGCACCCUCUGUGCUUCUCCCUGCUCGCUCCUGGAGGAUCGCUCAGAUUGAAGGAAUGGACAGAGUGAAGGAGAUGUUGAGAGUGAGGAACGCUCUGGUGCGGGAAUGCUUCGCAGAAUUCCUGGGCGUUUACAUCCUGAUCAUUUUCGGGUGCGGCGCCGUGGCUCAGGUCACGACUAGCAGUCAAACCAGAGGCGAGUAUCUCUCUAUCAACCUGGCUUUUGCAUUCGGAGUCACGUUUGGUGUGCACGCCUCCCGCGGCGUUUCAGGAGCCCAUCUCAACCCUGCCGUUUCCCUGGCCAUGUGCUUGCUGGGCCGGCUGCCCUGGCAGAAGCUGCCGGUGUACGCGUUCUUUCAGCUGCUCGGGGCAUUUGUUGCUGCUGCCACGGUGUACGCGCUGUACCGCGAUGCCAUCAUGCACUACAGCGGGGGCAAUCUGACCGUCACUGGCCCCUUAGAGACGGCCUCGAUCUUCGCUACCUACCCCGCACCCUAUCUGUCCAUUUUCAAUGGAUUUGUGGAUCAGGUGAUUGGCACUGCCGCUCUGCUCCUGUGUGUUCUGGCGCUGGGUGACUCUCAGAACAGUCCCGCUCCAAAGGGGCUGGAGCCGGUUCUGGUGGGAUUGUUGGUGCUGGUGAUCGGACUGGCCAUGGGCUCCAACAGCGGGUACGCCAUUAACCCCGCCCGCGACCUGGGACCCCGACUGUUCACCUGCGCGGGGGGCUGGGGUUUGGAGGUGUUUAGCGCUGGGAGACACUGGUGGUGGGUUCCCUUGCUCGGUCCCAUGGUGGGCUCUUUGGUCGGGACCGCUGUGUAUUACCUGCUUAUCGAACUGCAUCACCCAGCCCUGAAGGGGGCGCUAGAGGACUGUCGAACCAUGAACAACAAAUACGCCAUCGAACUGGAGGAGGAGACCUCCAAACCCGGAGAGGUGGGGCCAGAACACGAUCAACCGGCUGUAGAGCCCCAGAAACUCUCUUAAAGAGGAGUGAAUGCACAGUCAUUGCAGAAACGGUCACUGCUGGGCUUUCACGAGCCGCGUCGAACGCUUUGAAACACGUUCCGGCAAAACUGUGUUUUCAUUUAGCAGCUUGACCAGUUAUCCUGUACCAGAACCAUGCCACCUAAAACUCUUAGCCUGUGCUUUACAAUGCUUCCCUACACUUUACCACACCUCUCUGUGCUUUACAAUGCUUCCCUAUGCUUUACCAG